This is a messenger RNA of Tachysurus vachellii, 1234 nucleotides long. RefSeq names its product iroquois homeobox 4b (gene irx4b). Lineage: Eukaryota; Metazoa; Chordata; Actinopteri; Siluriformes; Bagridae. Gene Ontology annotation, biological process: regulation of transcription by RNA polymerase II; neuron differentiation; cell development. Gene Ontology annotation, molecular function: RNA polymerase II cis-regulatory region sequence-specific DNA binding; DNA-binding transcription factor activity, RNA polymerase II-specific. The record is from RefSeq and is a predicted model, not a curated record. Gene Ontology annotation, cellular component: nucleus. The transcript has 5 exons. Bases 1 to 1230 code for a protein of 409 amino acids.
AUGUCAUACACUGAGUUCGGCUAUUCGUAUUCAGCAGCGCCCCAGAUCCUGUUAUCAUCUAACACUCUUGGUUCCUGUUACGAGUCCAGGAGCGAAUCUCCAUUCGAUUCUGCGCAGACUUCUCUUUACUGCCCAGUGUACGAGGGCACGUUGGUGACGUCCACCAGACACGACCUCAGCUCUCCUUAUGAGAACGGAUACACGAAAGAUCACGGGACAUACUGUUCGUAUAGAACGGAUUCAACAUGCCUGUAUUCCCUGGGUAAGAUCAGAGAGAAGACAGACUCAGGAACGGCAAAUACAAGGAUCACACAUGGCUCGACUUAUUACUCCUACAAUCAUCCAUUUGGAUGCCAGUAUGACUCAUAUGGGUAUGGAUCUGUGGAUGUUAACACGAGAAGGAAGAACGCAACCAGAGAGACCACCAGCACGCUGAAAGCCUGGUUGCAGGAACACAAAAAGAACCCGUACCCCACCAAAGGAGAGAAGAUCAUGCUGGCUAUAAUUACCAAAAUGACCUUGACACAGGUGUCCACGUGGUUCGCCAACGCACGCCGCAGACUCAAGAAAGAGAACAAAAUGACAUGGUCCCCACGCAACAAGUCCUCAGAGGAGAGAGGCUGUGAUGAGGAAGCUGAGAAUAUCGAAGGGGAGCCCAUUCAAUCCGAGAAGGAAUUUGAGGACAACCCAAGGGUGGAUGAUGCAGAUCCAACACAAAGCGAUUUGGAAGAUUUCGACCUUACCGAAUCAGAUGCCUCUGAAUGUGAACCAAAACCUUUGUUACCCAUGAGCACUUAUGCAAUAUCACAGGACUGUCCAGCUUAUCGACUCAGAGAACCGCUGCAACAUGCGUCUCCUCCUGACACGAGGUACAACGGUUUUGAUAAAACCAGCUUGGAAUCGACGAGCGAAGAUAGCCACUACCCUGAGCAAGAAGAGACCAAGCCAAAAAUUUGGUCGCUUGCACAGACGGCCACGUCAUUAAAUCAGGCUGAUUACACGUCGUGCAUGCACAGGGGUCGGGUCGUGCGCUCGUCCUCCACGGACUGCCAUUUAGACUUAGAGGACUCUCCGUUCACCAGCCUCAGAAACUGGGUAGAUGGCAUGUUUCAUGAUCCACUGCUAAGGCAAAGCGACUUAAACCAGACUUUCUCCAACUCAAGUUUAUGGAUGUUAGAGAACAGAUUCCAUGAACUGACAGAUUGUGUUCCCUCAUCCCAGAUCACAUGAUCAA